AUCGGCGAAAUGAAGUCCAAAACACAAGCCGACGAGUUGUGCGAUGGUCUUCCUUCUCAAUUUUCUAAAUUUCUGACCUAUUCAAAGGAACUUCAAUUCACUGAAAAACCAGACUAUUGUGGUAUUAGAAACUCAUUCAGGCGUCUCUUAAAGUCUAUUGAGCCUGACGAAGCCAAGUGGAAGGUCGAGUCCAUCGAAUAA
Entamoeba invadens IP1 is the source of this 201-nucleotide messenger RNA. RefSeq names its product casein kinase, putative. NCBI's taxonomy places the organism in Eukaryota, Evosea, Mastigamoebida, Endamoebidae. The transcript has a single exon. The annotation marks the transcript as partial. The record is from RefSeq and is a predicted model, not a curated record.